AUGAAGGAAAUGAGUAAGGUGCCAUACUCUACUGCCUUGGGGUGUGUCAUGUAUAUUAUGGUCAGUACAAGGCCAGACAUUGCUCAUGCAUUGAGUGUACUAAGUAGGUACAUGUCAAACCCGGGUCAAGAACAUUGGAAGGCUCUAAAAUGGCUCAUUAGAUACUUGAAAGGCACCUGGAAUCAUGGUUUGAUUUACAAGAGAGUUGAAGAUGAAAUGGAAUUACAGGGUUUUGUAGAUGCAGAUUAUGCAGCCAACAAGGAUACCAGAAAAUCGACCACAUCUUACAUGUUUCUAUCUAAUCAGAAUUGCAUAAGCUGGAAGGUACAACAACAAUCAGUAGUUUCACUUUCAACUACUGAAUCAGAGUUUAUAGCCACCACAGAAUCAUUCAAGGAAGCAAUUUGGCUAAAAGGGAUACUGUCUGAAUUGAAAGUUCUAAAAGGAAAGGUUACAGUCUACUCGGACAGUCAAUCUUCAAUUCAUCUAUGCAAAAAUCCGGUGUAUCAUGAGAAAAGCAAACACAUAGACAUUAGACUAUUCUGGAUAAGAGAAAAGAUAGAAGAAGGUGUCAUUGAACUAAGCAAAGUGAGGACUGAAGAAAAUCUUGCAGAUGUUGGUACCAAGGUUGAUAUCUCCUACACGUUAUAG
Molecule: messenger RNA, 651 nt
Organism: Humulus lupulus (European hop)
Lineage: Eukaryota; Viridiplantae; Streptophyta; Magnoliopsida; Rosales; Cannabaceae
Product: secreted RxLR effector protein 161-like
Exons: 2
Coding region: 1-651 (216 amino acids)
Source: RefSeq, a predicted model, not a curated record